CUUUUCGAAUGAAAACUAACAAAAAGAGAAGAAAGCACCCGAACUGAGAAAGGGACACGACAUCCAUUGUAGGACUGUGUCCUUUUUAAACAGCUUUGAGUGAUGAGCCCAUUCCUCAACUAUCCGUAAUUAGAGUAAACCAGUCCACCUGAACAUGAGAUUCUGAUUGUGAUUGAAAACCAUAAACCAGUUUCUUCAACCAGAUUGAUAGUCUAGUAGAGAAUCUGUGACUGAUUUGAUGAGAGUGACAUUGAAACCUAGGGUUUUGCUUGAAGGGUUCUCUGAAUAAGAGAAGGGCCCUUUGGUUAUUGAGAGAGAGAGAGUGAGUGGAAAAUGAAGGAGAUAAUAGGAGGGCCGGGGACAGUGAGUGGGUUAUUACUGAGAAUAGGACAAUGCGUUUUUGCUGCAGCUUCAAUUUCAAUCAUGACCUCUGCCAUUGGCUUCUCUUCCUACACUUCUUUCUGCUAUUUGAUUGCAUCAAUGGGGCUUCAACUUUUGUGGAGCUUUGGACUUGCAUGUCUUGACAUUUAUGCUUUGAGGAGAAAGAAAGAUCUCCAAAAUCCUGUCUUAGUGAGCCUGUUCGUCGUAGGUGAUUGGGCUAAGUUAGAGAGGGGCUUGAAGAUUUGCUGUCCAAGCACAGACAUAGCUAGGCUAUUGCUAUUUAUUUUGUUUAGGAGCAUGGUAACAGCUAUGCUAUCACUUGCAGCUGCAUGCUCAUCAGCAGGUGUUGUUGUUCUUUAUGCUAGGGACAUGAACUUUUGCAAGAUCCAUCCAGAUCUUCCAUGUAGCAGGUAUGAGAUUUCCAUACUCUUGGCGUUCAUCACCUGGCUUCAAGUCAGUAUAUCAUCUCAUGUGAUGUUCUGGAUCCUAGCCUCGGUGUAGUUGAUACGUGUGUUUGUUUCCAAGAGUUGCAGAGUACACAAAUGGUAAUAUCUUCUGCUUCACAUGUAAAUUUUUAUCCCACUCUAACAUGCCUUAAUUUUGGACUACUUUCAGGAUUCCCCUGUUUGUUUGCUAUUUGUUAUGAGUUUUCCUUAGGCAAAUGAAUGUUUUGGUUAAUGAUCAUGUAUUCAUUUAAGCUCUCCAUGUCCUCACUUGCUUCCAAAACUUGACCUAAAGUUUGAGCGAACUAUAACAUUUAGAGUUUGGAAA
Molecule: messenger RNA, 1152 nt
Organism: Populus trichocarpa (black cottonwood)
Lineage: Eukaryota; Viridiplantae; Streptophyta; Magnoliopsida; Malpighiales; Salicaceae
Product: CASP-like protein 5B2
Exons: 4
Coding region: 334-882 (182 amino acids)
Cellular component (GO): membrane
Source: RefSeq, a predicted model, not a curated record